GGCAGCCUCCUGGACGAGGCGUCGUGCAAGAAGCGCAAGAUAGUGUGGGACCACUACUGCAGCGUCAAGGACUCCCAGGUGGUGUUCGUCCCAGGCAGGCUCGGCGGCGGCGACGCGCGGGUGGCGCUCUCCGUCUCGACCACGCUGCCCUCGGCGCCGCAGCUGCUCGAGGACGAGAGCUGGGACCAUCAGGGGACGUGGGGCUCUUCGAGCUCGGCCCCCGCCGCCGAGCAGCCAGCGCCGGGGCCGCCCCCGCCCGUGGCGACGACCCCUCGGGUGGCUCCGUGCGCCCGGCGGACUUCCCGCCGCCGCCGCGCAAGCCGGCGACGGCCCCGUCCGAG
Molecule: messenger RNA, 341 nt
Organism: Prorocentrum cordatum
Lineage: Eukaryota; Dinophyceae; Prorocentrales; Prorocentraceae
Source: the annotation of a GenBank genome assembly